This is a messenger RNA of Trichoderma reesei QM6a, 1686 nucleotides long. RefSeq lists its product as uncharacterized. The record is from RefSeq and is a predicted model, not a curated record. Bases 1 to 1686 code for a protein of 561 amino acids. Lineage: Eukaryota; Fungi; Ascomycota; Sordariomycetes; Hypocreales; Hypocreaceae. The transcript is spliced from 2 exons.
AUGGAGGACGAAGCGGUGCGCAUGCGCUGGCUCAGCGGCCGGCCUCGGCGAGUCCUCGACCUGCGCCGUCCUCCAGGCUUGUCGCAGAUGAACUCGUAUCACGCGCAAUGGAGUGUCAUGGACGAUCAGAUCAUGGUGAGCCUGCCAUCGACAACAGACGCCUUGUCCCCGUCUACAGUGUACUUGGCCGAUAUCAAGGACGGCUUGAAAGGGGAUGGCGAUACAGUCGAGUUUAGGAAGAUUGCAGAGCUGCCGUUCCAUGCCACGAGAUCAAGGCUGCUGAGCAACAGAGAGGGGUUCGUCACUGCAGAGCUCAGGCAAAGCCUGGGCAAGUUGAUACUACGCACUCACGACUGGAGUGGCAGCGUCAAUAGAGAAAAGACUGUGGCAGCAGAGGCUGUCGAUGGGGACAUUGCCAUUUACGGCGCAUCCGUCGCCCUCUGUGUACGCACUGGCACAUGCAUUCAGAAGCCAUUCACCAACUGCCUCGGAACUUCAACACAUGUCAUGAUCUGGGACAUUGAGACAGAAGACGUGAGAAGGGUUGAGAUACCCCAAGACGAACGCGCACCUCAAUGUGUAAGAACAUGGGCUCCAAGACCACUUGCCUGCUCUCCCCAUCACUGCCUUCUGACCGUCUUCUCAAAGCAUAGGGGGAACAUCCAGUUCGCCACGUCUUCGUACCUUGCCCUCGGCGGCCACAUCGAUCCCUGCUACGACAAGCCGUAUGCCGUGCUGCGGUCCAUCUCGAUUGUGCCUUCAGAGCAGAAUCCUGGCCGGUUGUUUCACCAUCACGAAAACUUUGAGUAUGGAAACAACCACGACGCAAUAGCAAUACCCGGAAGCUCUGCUCGCAACCAUGUCAUCGUGCACCAUCACCAGGCCGAGAGCCGCUUUACAGUCGCAGACGUGGGCUUACUCACAGGCGAGAUUCCCGUAAGCCUCCCCAGCAUGAUGUUUGAAAACAUUGAACUUCCCCAGACCACAGACGGUGACGAACAGAGAUGGCUUCAGUCCGUAUCGGAACCCACCCCGAGAUACUUUACCGACCCGGAUUACCACAAGGACCUCUUCCACGUCUUCUCCGACAAGACCAGAGCGCGAACGCUCAACGGGGCCAUAUUCGACAGACUGCCCGCCCUCGCCAAGAACCGACUGCUGGUGCGGCAACACGUCGAGGAAUCCGACCACGACGCGCGCAGCUAUCAUGGCUUCAAGGCCUCUCACUCCUCAUUCGGCACCUUUCAGGUCCUCUACCUCUACGACUUUGACCAGGACCGAUGCAGAGCCCUGCGCCAGCUUUCACCCCCGGAGCGCCAGGCCCUCGAGGCGCGGCUGAAGGAGCUGAACCCCGACGCCAGGGUGACCGUCACGUCCCGCAUGUUUUACGCCUCCAUCGAGGACGAGGACGACAUGGAGAGGGACCCUUCGCCAGAGUGGAAGGCCCACGUGCGGGAGCUGUGGGAGGUGGAACAGGCGCGGCAACGGGGGGAGGCCAGGUUCCCGGCGCUCGAGUUUGACGAGCCGCCAAAGGGAUGCGAUGACGAUGCUCGCCUGGUGUUCACGCGCAGCAUGGUGUGUCUGCCGAGGGUGCGGGACGGCGAGGGGCUUGCCUUGACGGCUUCGGCUGUGGUUGAGCUUCCAACGCCCACGGCAGAUGGAUCUGUGCACUGCUUUCUGGCUUAG